AUGAUUUGCAAAUUUCAUCGUCAUAAAACAGCGGAGCGGUCCCUUGCCGCGAGAGAGCAGUGUAGAAGGGGUCUGCCGAAAAUCGACAUCUCCAUCCUGAAGCGAGCCUGGGAGUCCAGACAGCGGCGGAUGAAAGUCAGCAAGACCCUGGCAGAGAUCAUGUCGUACUUGGUGUACGUCCUCUUCAUUCUGUGCGCGGCCAACGUGGGGUUCUCUAGCGGAGGAUACCACUUCCACAAGUCGGUCAGCACGACGUUCGACAACAAGUUAUUCAAGGUUGGCAACAGGUCGGCUGUCCAGCAGUGGUUGGAGAGAACCGUCAUUCCGGGAUUGUUCGAAGAAAAUGGGCGAGUGCGCAGGAGCACCACGGCCGGCGGAAACACACCGACCGUUGACGCCCAUCUGUUCAGACUCACAGUGCCUCACUUGAGGCAACAAAGGAUGUCAAGCAACGGUGUAGAUCACAUGGCUAACUGGCAACCUUCUAGCAACUCCACAGCUCUGUCCAGUUUCCACGUUCCGUCAGCGUGGAACGUCUCCAAAGAUCACGGGAAAAACUUCCUACCAUACGUGGGCAAAAUUGGCGUAUUUGACGACAGCGGCUACAUCGCCCAACUUGGAAACACGAGGGAGCAUGCAAUGGGUGUACUCUCCUACCUAUUCAACAACGACUGGACCGACUCUCACACUCGGGCAGUCUUUGUUGAAUUUGCCUUGUUGAGCCACAACGUGAAACUCAUCUGUGUAGUAACGUACUUGAUGGAAUACACCCCAACCGGAGGCGUGUUCCCUUCAAAAUGGAUUUCUGUUUUUCAACUUCACGACUAUGUCGGAGCUCAAGGCGUCCUGGUGGCAGUGUUCCAGCUUUGUUUCGCGGUUAUAGUACUGUUACAGACGGUCAGGGAGAUGAAAAGUGCGUGCCGGCUUCGAUGUGAAUAUUUCCUGCAGUUCUGGAACGUGGUGGAGGUGUUUAACCUGACGCUCUCGUGGAUGGCGAUCGCUGUAGGUGUGACAAAGGUGGUCAUUGCGGAGAGCACGUCAUUCGAGGCAGAAGAACGGCACUCUGACUCGGUCCACGAGACGCUUGUCCAGCUAGCCAACAUCUCGGCUCUCUUCACCUGGGUGACUGCUGCCGUUGCCUUCAUCAACGUCGUCAAGCUCAUCAAGCUGCUGCGCUUCAACGCCAUCAUAGCAUCCUUCUCCAGCUGCCUGCGCAUCAUGUCCAAGGACCUUCUCAUGUUCCUGGUGAUAUACCUCAUCGCUUUCCUGGCUUUCGUCCAGUUUGGAUGGCUGGCUUUUGGGACGGAGCAUGCUAACUUCAAGUCCUUCGCUGAUGCGACUGAGAGUUCCUUUGUCAUGUCGUUGGGCAACAUCAAUUCUGUGGUGUCUCUUCUGCGUAACAACAGCAUGGCCCCCGUGUACCUACUGCUCUUCGUGGUGACCAUGAUGUUCAUUUUGCUGAACUUGCUCAUCUCUGUCAUCAACGAGGCCCUGGCGACCAUGAGGGAGGUGAAGCUGUCACGUGAGCAGGCCGAGAUUGCGCAGGGGAUGUGGGAGAUGGCGUGGAGGAUCACGGGACGUCGUCGGGAUGUCAAAGGUCAAAAUCUGCUGAUAUUUGAAGGAAAGGCCCCAGCAGUAGAACUGAAUGACAUCGUGACAGACAUUGAAAUGAAGGUUGAAGAACUCUACAGUGAAUGGAAGACAAUGAACGAGUUUCUUGGGGAUAGUACGCCUGAUAAAGAGAAUGUCCACGGUUAA
Messenger RNA from Branchiostoma belcheri (Belcher's lancelet), 1758 nucleotides. RefSeq names its product polycystin-2-like. Gene Ontology annotation, cellular component: membrane. Gene Ontology annotation, biological process: detection of mechanical stimulus. The transcript has 5 exons. Gene Ontology annotation, molecular function: calcium channel activity; calcium ion binding. The record is from RefSeq and is a predicted model, not a curated record. Lineage: Eukaryota; Metazoa; Chordata; Leptocardii; Amphioxiformes; Branchiostomatidae. The coding region runs from base 1 to 1758 and encodes 585 amino acids.